AUGGCGUUUACAGACAUUGACAAUACUUCAUCCAGCACAGGAGGUUCAACAGAGAUGUCAGGGCUUGACUACAGUGAACGUCUCCCCAUCCUUUCACGGAAACAACCGAUGCACAUACGACUUGACAUCGUGAAGGACACCUGCCAUGACGACCUCCCUGUGAGACGUCGUGAAGGGGUGAUGAGCGACGAAGGCUACCACGGCUCAACGAACAACUCACCCCGUGAUGGCAAAUAUGACACGUUUGCCACUCGCAGCUCUGGCCUUGACCCCAUCACACUGACAUGGCGGAAUAUAACGGUCAGUGUCAAGGACGAGGAGAAGGCGUGUUGCCGUGGUGAUGACGUUGCGAAGUCGAAGCAAAUCUUGAAGAAUGUGACUGGCCUUGUGAAGCCCGGGAUGGUGACAGCCGUUAUGGGAGUCAGCGGUACCGGAAAGUCCACCCUGAUGAACGUACUGGCCCACAGAAAUACACAACAAUACGACGUCACUGGCGACAUUAGCGUCAACGGGGUCAACAUCAGCGACGGCAUCAGGAACAUUUCCGCCUACUGUCAACAAGACGAAAUGUUCAUAGGAACACUUACAGUCAAAGAACAUCUUGAGUUUAGGGCCCUUCUGCGCAUGGACAAGGCGGUGUCUGAAAAAGCCCGAAAGCUGAGAGUUGACGAAGUGUUGAACGAGACGGGACUAACGGAGUGUGCUUACACGGAGAUCGGGACACCGGGGAAGAAAAAGGGGAUUUCGGGGGGACAGAUGCGAAGGCUGUCCUUUGCCUCAGAGAUUUUGACAAACCCCCCUCUGAUGUUUUGUGAUGAACCAACCUCCGGCCUGGAUUGCUUCAUGGCGCAGAGCAUCGUGAAGACCUUGCAGAACAUGGCACUGCGUGGCAGAACAAUCAUGUGUACCAUCCAUCAGCCGUCAUCGGAGGUCUUCCAGCUGUUUGAUCAUUUGCUGCUGUUGUCAGAAGGCCAUAUUGCUUACCUUGGACCAGCCUGGCAGGCAGAGAAAUUCUUUCUCAGCCAAGGAUACCAGUGUCCUGCGAACCACAACCUGGCUGACUUCUACAUCAACACCUUGGCCAUCGACCCAGGGAGAGAAGAGUACUGUCGACAGAAAGCAGUGGCACUGUGUGACGCCUUCAGCAAGAGCGAGGUUAAUCAGACUUUACUCAGCAAUCUGCAAGAGGUGACAGAUCAAAGACAUGCAGACAUCAAUUCGUCGUUGUUUCAACGCGCCUUUAACAAUGGAAAUGACAGGUAUCGCUCCCCCUGGUACAAACAACUUCAGCUUCUGCUGUGGAGAGGUGGACUCGGGAUGAAAAGGGAUGCGGCGGUGUUUGUGGCUCAAGGACUUCAGACAGUCUUGGCGGCGCUUUUCCUUGGGCUUGUGUACCUAAAACAGAACUACGACCAGAGUGGCGUCAUGAAUAUCGACGCUGCCAUCUUUCUCCUCAUAACCAACCUGUCCUUCACCUGCAUGUUCUCCGUUGUCAACUCGUUCCCAGGGGAGAUGCCGGUGUUUAUGAGGGAGUACGGCAGCGGCCUCUACCAAGUCCACAUCUACUUCAUAUCGAAGACCAUGACAGAGUUGCCUUCUCUCAUCAUUCUGCCUGCACUGUUCGCCUGCAUCAGCUACUGGAUGAUAGGUCUUAAUCCUUCUGUGACGUGCUUCCUGGUAUUCCUGGCGAUGAUGAUCCUUGUGGCCAAUGUUGCGGCUUCUUUCGGUUACUUGAUCUCCACUGCGUCCGGAUCCAUUGACGUCGCCCUCAAUAUAGCACCUUCCCUCUUUAUACCGUUCACACUCUUUGGAGGCUUCUUUUGAAUAACAGGUAUCUCAGUUCCUGUCUAUUUCAUAUGGCUGCAAUAUUUGUCAUGGUUCAAAUAUGCAAACGAAGUUCUAGUAAUUAACCAAUGGGACACCAUCGACAAUAUAGCUUGCGGAGAAGCUGCAAACUAUACAUCAUCCGAUCUAUGUUUUCGGAAAGGGAAUGAUGUCAUAGAAUACCUAAAUUUUGACAAGGGAACGUAUUACCUGGACAUCGGACUCCUGUUUGUACUGCUAGUUGGAUUCAGACUCCUCGCCUUCUUCCUGUUACUUGUGAAGGCAAAACGAUCAAAGGCAUAA
Molecule: messenger RNA, 2127 nt
Organism: Haliotis rubra (blacklip abalone)
Lineage: Eukaryota; Metazoa; Mollusca; Gastropoda; Lepetellida; Haliotidae
Product: protein white-like
Exons: 20
Cellular component (GO): plasma membrane
Molecular function (GO): ATP hydrolysis activity; ATP binding; ABC-type transporter activity
Source: RefSeq, a predicted model, not a curated record